Molecule: messenger RNA, 2084 nt
Organism: Teleopsis dalmanni
Lineage: Eukaryota; Metazoa; Arthropoda; Insecta; Diptera; Diopsidae
Product: sodium-dependent nutrient amino acid transporter 1-like
Exons: 10
Coding region: 190-2049 (619 amino acids)
Biological process (GO): sodium ion transmembrane transport
Cellular component (GO): membrane
Molecular function (GO): L-amino acid transmembrane transporter activity
Source: RefSeq, a predicted model, not a curated record
AAUUGAAAGCGUAAAGUAGUUCAGAACGGAAUUUAAAAAAGUCAACAAAUCAGAAAUUAAAAGCGCACCGAACACUGCGAGGAUUUUCAAUUUAAUUACAGUGAACAAUAAUUAAUAUUGAUUAGACACUACGCAGAUGACGUUAUUCAGUUGUUACCGAAGAAAGUUGAUAAUUGUGUAAAAAAUAAAAUGAGUUCGGAGUACGAUAAAUUGGCGCAGAAACAAAUCAACAUUUUGGUUCCGGAAAGAGACUUAAAAACGGAUAUAAUUUUUAUAAAGGAAAAAGAUGUGGAAUCAGUUACAUAUACCACAAUAUCGAAUAGUACCGCUCAGGAAAAGUGGGGUAAAGAAAUAGAGUUCUUGUUUUCAUGCAUUGCGCUAUCGGUGGGUUUGGGUAAUGUAUGGCGUUUUCCAUUUAUUGCACUUGAAAAUGGUGGCGGAGCAUUUGUUAUACCAUAUAUAAUAGUCCUAAUGUUGAUUGGACGGCCAGUUUACUAUUUAGAAGUUAUACUUGGGCAGUUUUCAGGCAGAGGUUGCAUAAAAGCAUUUGAUAUGGUACCAUUAAUGAGAGGUGUUGCUUAUGGACAAGUGUAUUCAACUGCAGUGGCUACCACAUAUUACGCUUGUGUCAUGGCCUUGACUUUAAAAUACCUAAUAUCAUCUUUUGAUGACAUUUUACCUUGGACUGUGUGUAAACCGGAGUGGGGUAAUGCUUGUGUUGCUACUGCAAAUAUGACUUCUACUAAUGGCACAACAGAAAAACAUAUAUCAUCUGCAGAAUUAUUUUUUACUAAAACAGUACUACGCGAGAAAGAUAAUAUUAGUGAUGGUCUUGGUGAACUUAACUGGGAUUUAGUAAUAUGUUUAUUAAUUGCUUGGAUUUUAAUUGGUAUCAUUCUAAUUAAAGGUAUUCAAAGCUCUGGCAAAGCCUCAUAUUUUUUGGCUCUUUUUCCAUAUGCGGUUAUGUUUAUUUUAUUAUGGCGUGCUAUUACGCUUCCGGGUGCAAUGAAUGGUAUUAUAUAUUUUUUGAAACCUCAAUGGGAACAACUACUAAGUGCAAAAGUUUGGUAUGCUGCAAUAACUCAAAUGUUCUUCUCAUUGGCAAUUUGCUUUGGAACCUUAAUUAUGUAUGCUUCUUACAAUGACUUUAGAAAAAAUGUUCAUAGGGAUGUAAUAAUAAUAACUUCAAUCGAUUCAUUAACAUCCAUACUGGCUGGAUGUAUUAUUUUUGGUAUUCUUGGAAAUUUGGCAUAUGAAACAAAUUUGACUGAUAUAGCUAAUGUUGUCAAAGGAGGAACAGGCUUAGCAUUCAUUUCUUAUCCUGAAGCUAUAGCGAAAUUUAAAUACUUACCAAAAGUGUUCGCAGUUCUUUUCUUCCAGAUGUUGCUUGUGCUUGGUAUAGGUAGUAAUAUUGGCAUGACGUCUUGUGUGAUAAAAGUAAUAAAAGAUCGUUUUGAACAUUUGCCACAUUGGCUGCUAGCAAGUAUGCUCUCUACAAUAGGAUUUCUAUGUGGAUUGAUUUAUGUAACACCUGGUGGACAAUUUAUACUCAAAAUCGUCGAUUUUUUUGGUUGUUCUUUUAUAGCGUUAGUUUUGGCUAUAGCGGAACUUGUAGCAAUAAGUUGGAUUUAUGGUGUAAAACGCUUAUGCCGUGAUAUAGAGUUUAUGUGUAAUAUUAAAACUGGAUUUUAUUGGCGAAUAUGUUGGUCAAUUAUUACUCCUGGUCUAAUGUUUAUUGUUUUAAUUUAUACUCUUAUCACAUAUGAGCAGUUGGAAUACAAAGAAGUUAAAUAUCCUGAACAUAUAUAUAAUAUUGCUUGGCUUAUAUGGGCUAUAGGUGUGGGGCAAUUGCCAUUAUGGGCUAUUUAUGCUGUGUAUCGGCAACCUGGUAGCACGUUUAGAGAGAAAUUCCAACAAGCUAUAAAACCAACAUGUACAUGGGGUCCAUCAGACCCAAAAGUAUUUGAAGAAUAUAUCUUACAAAUGAAAGAGUUUCAUAUAUGUGGAAAAAAUAUAUUUGAAAAAUUUUAUGACAAUAUUUUCGGCUAAUUGUUGAUUACUUGCUUCUAUUACUAUAGACAUGA